AUGACAGACCCAGGUCCCAAGGCAUCAGAAAUCGAGCAGAGAGAGUUCUCGUCUUCUACCAACGACAUCGUGAAGCCUGUCAGUCGCGCCCCGCAGUAUGUGCGCGAUCUGUCGCCCACGGAGCGGCAGCGUGCCGAGAAGAGGCUCGUCCGCAAGGUUGAUCUGCGACUCAUGAUCGUGACCUUUGUCAUGUAUGUCAUGAACUACUUGGAUCGGAAUAAUAUUGCCGCGGCGAGACUGGCGGGUCUCGAGGAGGAUCUGAAUCUGAAAGGGAAUCAGUUUCAGGUGACCGUGAGUAUUUUGUUUAUUGGCUAUUUGUUGAUGCAGGUGCCUUCGAACAUGAUCCUUAAUAAGAUGGGUAGACCGUCGAUUUACCUGCCCAGCUGUAUGGUGGUUUGGGGCACUAUAUCCACCGCGACAGCGGCCACGCAUAACUACGCUGGUUUGUUGGUAUGUCGGUUUUUUCUUGGGUUCGUGGAGGCUGCUUAUUUCCCUGGGUGCCUCUAUCUCCUCUCGGGAUGGUACACUCGCAAUGAGCUCGUUAAGCGCACUGCCUUGCUGUAUUCUGGAUCCGUCAUCUCUGGCGCCUUCUCUGGCUUGAUUGCAGCCGGCAUCACGGGCAAUAUGAAUGGUGCUCGGGGCCUGGCUGCCUGGCGGUGGCUGUAUAUCAUCGAGGGGGUCAUCACGAUCUUCAUCGCCAUCCUGGCUUUCUUCAUCAUCCCCGACCUCCCCCGUACCACACGAUGGCUCAGCGAGGAAGAGCGACAGCUUGCUGCGUGGCGUCUAGAAGAGGAUAUCGGCGAAGACGACUGGGUGGAUAGUCAAGACCAGUCGAUGUUCCACGGAGCAAAGCUUGCAUUCUUAGACUAUAAGCUUUGGCUCCUCCUCGGUACAAUCUACGGCUCGACGUCGUCCGGGACAGUGACGAAUUUCUUCCCGACAGUAAUGAAAGGUCUCGGGAAAGGCAACGUCGAGACCCUCCUGCUCACUACGCCGCCGUACCUCAUCGGCGCCGUGGUCAUGCUGGCGAAUGCCUGGCACGCGGACAAGACGGGCGAGCGGUACUUCCAUAUCGUCAUUUCGCCGGUCGUUGGCCUGGUAUCGUUUAUCCUGGCAGUGGCGACGACUUCGUUUGCGGCGAGAUAUGUGGCUAUGUGUCUUAUGAUCGGAGGCAUCUACGCAGGCUAUGUUGUUGCUUUAGGAUAUAUCUCUAAUGUCCUACCUCGUCCAGCAUCCAAACGCGCCGCCGCUCUCGCCCUCAUCAACUGUCUCAGCAACGUCUGCCAGGUCUACGCUCCUUACCUCUACCCUAACGAAGACGGUCCUCGCUACCUGAAAGCCUUCGUCCAUAACAUGGCCAUGUCCGUCAUGACAAUUCUAUUCGGGACGAUUCUUCGGAUCGUGCUGGUCAGGCUGAAUAAGAAGUUGGAUGAGGAGGAGGGAGUGGAUAUUUUGGAACAGAGUCAGGGUCAGGGUCCGGAUGGGGAGCCGGUUGUAGUGCGGAGGGGGUUUCGGUAUUUGAUUUAG
This is a messenger RNA of Aspergillus steynii IBT 23096, 1527 nucleotides long. Its product is annotated as putative MFS transporter. The transcript is spliced from 9 exons. Gene Ontology annotation, cellular component: membrane. Lineage: Eukaryota; Fungi; Ascomycota; Eurotiomycetes; Eurotiales; Aspergillaceae. The record is from RefSeq and is a predicted model, not a curated record. The coding region runs from base 1 to 1527 and encodes 508 amino acids. Gene Ontology annotation, molecular function: transmembrane transporter activity. Gene Ontology annotation, biological process: transmembrane transport.